Messenger RNA from Larimichthys crocea (large yellow croaker), 3404 nucleotides. RefSeq lists its product as uncharacterized. Lineage: Eukaryota; Metazoa; Chordata; Actinopteri; Sciaenidae. The transcript has 5 exons. The record is from RefSeq and is a predicted model, not a curated record. Bases 1936 to 3240 code for a protein of 434 amino acids.
UUCAUCAUUUUGACAACUUUUACUCAGGAAGUCUAUGUGAACACACCUACCAAGUUUGAAGUCAAUGAGGUGAAGUGAAUUUGAUACAAUCUGCAAAUUGAAGACUUUAAACAGUCAGCUAUAUAUUGUGACAAUAAAAUCACCUUGGCUAUGGAAAGCAUGCCUGUCUUUAAGUUUGUAAAGACUUUGUCAUGUGAUGUAAACCCUGUUUGUACAAUAGCACUGCACAAUGUCUAGAGUUUAAAGGCACACAUUUUGGAUAUUGAAGCACAUAAAGCCCUCAUGAAAGCUGACUGUAUUUGCUUAACAGAGACAUGGCUUGAUGUAAACACAAAAGAAGAACCACAACUUGCAGGACACGUUUUCCACCACAAUCCACGAGGGAACUGUUACGAUGACUCUGACCCAAUGUUUGCAGUGCUCAAACAACAACAAAGAGGUGGAGUAGGUAUGUACUGUUCAGAAAACAUUGAUGUGCAGGUGUUACUUCCAGAAAAGUGCAACAUUGAAUGCCUGUAUUUCGAAAUGCAACAUGUAAAUUUGUGUGCUGCUGUUCUGUACAGGCCAAACUCCUAUAAGAUUGACAUGUUUUGACAGAAGUUAUUGCAGGUCAUCUUUCACCUUGACAAGCAUGCUGGUAGAAAAAUUAUCAUGGGAGACUCUAAUGAGGAUAUCUUGGUUUCAUCUUCCAUUCAAAAGUUACUGGAGCAGCAUGGCUACAUUCAACAUGUGCGACAAUGUACAACUGAAAAAGGUAUGUUUGCCUAAUGUGAAACACACUACAUUCCAUUAAGAUGCUCGUGGCCAGUGGCACAGGCAUUCACAAACAGACAGGCCAGAGGUCAGCUGUCCCAGAAGAGGAAUCUUGCUGUAGAGGAAGAUGAAUCCUCUUCACAGGGACACCAUAACUCAGGCACUCAGGCUCCAGUCACAGACUCAUCUGCUUCAUCCAUUUCCUGCUCAAACACCUGGAUUUCAAAAUGUGGACUGCUUUGCCAAAUCGUGUUAAAGCACAAAAACAUCCAAGUUCUGUCUGUGUUACUACCAUUCAUGUUUUCAAGUCAUCAUUCUCAGUCACUGAGUAGCAAUGCUGAGGUGGAGUUUUCAGAGGGCUCAUCUUCAGACUGGUCAUCAUCACCAUCACCUGCAUCCCAAGGGUCAUCAUCAGGUUCUGACUCAACGCUAAUACUAGAAUCUACCAAAGUUUGUAAAAAAGCUGGUUGAAGGACCCCUGGAUAGCAACAUUGCAAGAGAUACGUGUGUUGUGUGUGUGAGGGAAAUGGGACUGACGUUAUGUGUUGAUCCUUCUGCCAGGUAUAUUACAUUUUGUUCUUUAUGUAUGUUAAUUUUAAUACUAAUUGAGCAGUCGGACCUUGCUGUCUCCCCGAGGUGAGGGAAAUGGGACUGACGUUAUGUGUUGAUCCUUCUCCCAGAUGUCCGAAAUAAACGACAAGUUUGCCAAAAGUGACGGCCUUCUUCUGUGAAAUACACAACGCAACUAGAGAGAGUACAAAGCCGCUACAAUGGUGCCGUGACCCGGAUUAGAAAAAAAAAAAAAACUACGCGGGUGUGUGAUCUGUUCGUCGCCAUGGUGACGCCGCAUGCUCGACUCUUCACGUGACUGCUUCAUCGGUGCUUUAUUCACUCCCUUGGUAUCGUGAGUCCGGUUGCAGCAUAGAGCCCGGUUUUGGACUGUGUUUUCAGUGUUAUAUGGUGGCCUGUCUGUGUAACAGAAAAAAAAAAAAAAAAAAAAAAAAAGUUUAAUUGUGGAUUGUAAUAUUGGACAUGCUAUUGAUGUUUUGUUUUUUUAUGUGUGAAUCCAUCAAAGUUUUUUUUUUUUCCAUUUGAGCUAACUGUCAAAGAAAAAAAAAAAAACUUAAGCUGCAUAGGGUAACAGACUCUUUACUAUAUAUUUUGACAUUUUUUUCUGUGAAAAUGGGUGAACAUAAUGUGUCAAGUGUUGGUAGGGGUGCUAAACUGUGGUUCAGUCAGUUUCCUACUCCAGGUGGGCUUAGUGAAGGCCGACAUGUUACAUCUACUCCGCACAAUCGUCCUGGGAGGGAUAGUGCAUGUGCCGCUGCAGAUGCUGGGGUGGAUGGUGAGUCUACACUUUCUGGUCGAGAUGUCCAUGUUCUCAGUGAUCUGGUGAAACAAAUAGGGACCAGUAUAGGUGAGAACAUUGUUUCAUGUCUUAAGUCCAUGCCAGCUAAUGAAGCUAACUUGACUCAGUCAACCACAGCGGAUUUCUCUAAGGUUAACUUGACAAUUAACCAUGAUAGUUAUGAGCCACAUCCUUUCAGGGGGGAUCAAACUGAUCGGGUUUCAGUCUCUGAGUGGGAGGAAGGUAUGAUACUUUACCUGGGUAGGAGGGGCAUUGAGCUUUGUUGCCAGGCAGAUGAAGUUUUGGGCAAGCUAAGGGGGAGGGCACGUGAUGUGGUGACCAUUGGGCUUCGCAGUCGACCCUCCUUAGACUUAAAGUCAGGCCCUCAACCUGUGUUUGACAUACUUAGGCAGCACUUCAGUGACUCUGUGACCUCUUUCAUGCCUCUUGCUGACUUUUAUGACACAAAGCCGCGGCCCACUGAGACUGCUGUUGACUAUUGGAUUUGGCUUAACAAAGCCAUGGACACUGCAGUAGAUGGACUCAAGAGACAAGGAAAGACCCUUGACAAUCCUUCUCGUGAAGUGACAGUCAUGUUUAUCACCCACUGUCCAGAUACUGAACUGUCUCUAGUCUUCGGCUGCAAGCCACUGGAGGAGUGGACUGCCACUGAUGUUCAAGUGAGGUUGGAUGAACACCACCAGAAGAAGCGCCUUCAGCAGCGUCAAUCUUUCCACCCAGCCGGAAAUCUGCACACCAGCCAGGCUGUGGACGUUUUGCAGUGCCAUGCCCAGUCUGCGGGGGGGACCCCUGCCUCUCAACCAGUUGCAGCCGGCAGAAUGUUGCAGUCUGAGGGGCAGUCACUUGACCAUGUGAUUACUCUCCUUGAGCGGUUGCUGCAGCGAGAGGCCUCUCGUCAUUCCAGGUCGCCAAGGUCGGGUGCUGGUGGCCGAGGCAGCUCUCGGGGUCCGUGUUCCAUUUGUGGAGGUGACGACCAUGACACCAUGUCUCACUGCAGGAGAGAGCGACUUUGUUUUCGCUGCUAUGCAACUGGGCAUCAGGCUGUGACCUGUCAGAGUGCUCCUCCUUCUGACUUACCUGCUGCUCAGCCUGGUGGUUCCAACCAACAGGGAAACUAGUUGGCCCACACGAGCAGGGGAGUAGUGUAGGGCCCAAUGAUAUGUCCCCACAAGAGCCUGAUGAUGUUGAUCUUGAGUCAGUGUACACACAGUUCUGCUCCUUAGCAGGUGAUAACUCUACUGUGAUUAUUCAAAAUACCCAGAGACUGUCUGCAACUGACGAU